Phoenix dactylifera (date palm) is the source of this 1693-nucleotide messenger RNA. RefSeq lists its product as uncharacterized. NCBI's taxonomy places the organism in Eukaryota, Viridiplantae, Streptophyta, Magnoliopsida, Arecales, Arecaceae. The record is from RefSeq and is a predicted model, not a curated record.
CCAUCUCUCCGCUCGUACCCGGCCUCCCGUAAACCACAUCACACGAGCCUCACAGUGUGGAACGGCUCUUCCCUCGGAGACGCAAUGCCGGAGACGAUCCCGCCUCCAGUAAACCACAGCAUCACACGAGCCCCACCAACCAGGAGUGUGGGACGCCCAAGCCGUCCACGUGUGGGGAAUCGCCAUCCAGCAUCAAACCUUGCGCCCCGCAUAUACCGCAACGUGGCCCAGCGCUUUGGAUUGGUGCCAGGUUCGUACAUUUGGUGACCCCAUCGUGACAUCCAGAUGUGAACAUGAUAACAUUAUAAUAUCGCCACUCUUCUCCUCUCUCUCUCUCUCUCUCCAUAUAGAUUGCCAACGACCUACAUCUCGCUUUUCAUCCACUAGCCUCGUCCCCCUUCCCGGCUCUCUGAGAGCUGGGGAGGCGGUGACCGGCAGAUGGCGGUGUACAUCCGAGCGAAGCGGGUGACGGACCCUCUUGACGACAAGGUGAAAGCCCGAAUCCGCGGCGACGACCGGUUUAUGACUGGAUACGCCAGCAGUGGGAGCGAGCACGAUGCCCUCUCCGGCCUUGUCCACGCCUUCCUCGAGAGCGGCGGGCCCAGCUCCCCUACUGCAUCCGCCGUUGCCGCCGCUUCCGACGACGGCGAGGAGUCCGAUUCCGAGGACGGCGACCGGUCCGUCGAGGCGGCGACGAAGGUAAAAGAACUGCUGGAUCCGUCGGGGAAGGGGGAGCUGUUCCGCCUCCGGCUGCUGGCCGGCGUCUCCGAGGCAGCCGAGGCCAUGGCGGAGCUGCGGUGGAGUAGAUCCGCUUACCGCCGGGCGGUGAUGGUAAGGCUGAGAGAGGGGGGAUAUAAUGCCGGGAUUUGUAAGGCCCGGUGGGAGAGCUCCGGGGGGCUCACCGCCGGCAGCUACGAGUACAUCGACGUGGUGGUUGACGCGGCGGAGGAGGUGGCGGUGGCAAGGUAUAUAGUGGACGUAGGAUUUGCGGCGGAGUUCGAGGUGGCUAGGGCGACGGAGGAGUACGGGAGGAUGGUGGCGGCGCUGCCGCGGGUGAUGGUGGCGCGACCGGAAGAGGUGCGGCAGGUGGUGCUGAUCGCGGCGGAGGCGGUGCGGCGGUCGCUGCGGCGGCGAGGAAUGCACGUGCCACCGUGGCGGAAGGGGAGGUACAUGCUGGCCAAAUGGCUGGGGCCGUACCGACGGACAGUCAACCUGAUACCGGCCGCCGCCGGGGCCGCGGUAGCCGGAGUAGGCGAGGCCAAGUGCCGCGCAGUCGGGUUCAGGGCCGUGUCGCCGGGCGCCGUCUCGCCGGCCACACGGACGCAGUAGAGGAAACGACAAGAUCUACUUCAAUUAUUAUCACAUUAAAUUAGUCGGAAAUUUUGAGACGCGGCGGUCGCCAGCAUGAACGGAGAGGAGAGCGGCGCACGAUAGAGGAAGCUAUGCGACGCGGUGACAGCACGAGUGAAGUGAAGACUGUACAGGUACUCUCUCUGCAGAGUGGAAAGUAGGGUCUGGAAGGGUCCAAUGGAUAAAGAUUUGAUGUGAUUUGAAAUGGCUUUUUCUUUUAUUGUUGGCUUUUUUGUACAAAAUUAUGUAUGAUGCUGAUGAGAGCACUCUAAUUAUGUAAAAAAUAUUGUAACAAAUGUUUGAGCGAGAUUAUGAAAUUCUGGUUUUAGGUUGCAUUAAACAA